Molecule: messenger RNA, 720 nt
Organism: Phytophthora megakarya
Lineage: Eukaryota; Oomycota; Peronosporomycetes; Peronosporales; Peronosporaceae
Source: the annotation of a GenBank genome assembly
AUGACAGGGCGAUCCCACCUCAUUUCCGCAUUCAUCACACCGUUCCGGCUGUUGGAGUUGCUGCGUAUGCCAUUUAACAACGCGUUGUACGGCUUCUGGAAACUCUCGCCGCCUGAAUGUACCCACGACAUUUUCACGGACGGGGUCCCAUCCAAGCCUCGAACGCGGACGGCGGACCGUCUCCUCGACGUUUGUGAGGAAUGGCACAUUUCGAUUAGUGUCGAGAAAAGCGAGUGCGGAGUGGAUUACUUGGGACAUGACGUUUCAAUAAACGGAUUCGGGGCGAAGCCAAUGAACUUGGAAGCAGUGGCGCAAUUUCCGCGUAGUCUAAAUUACUACCACCACUUUAUCCCAGAUUUCGUAAUCUUCGUAACCGUGCUUUACUCCAUCUCAGUGCGCAAUUUUGAUGAACGCGUCACAAAUCCGGAAACGGGUGCCGUGAAAGUGGGCUCACGCGAAACGCGCGUUUGCGACGUUCCCGCGGCGACCCCGAUGCUAAAGCACUUCGAUGUGGAUAGACAACCAGUGGUGAUUGUGUAUGCGAGUGAUUGGGCUGUGUCGGCUGCCCUCACUCAAAAACACGACGGAGUAUAUGUACACAUCAAGUACACUAGUAGGCCGUUGAAACCCGACCAGCUGAACGACAACAUCACCGAGAAGGUGAUUAUAGCGUUGUUGCGCGUCUUCAAUGAAUGUCACAACAAGUUUGUGGGAAGAUGA